AUGUCGUCGUCCUCGAGCGCCGCGCAGUCCCCGCCGCCGGGUGAGAAGAUGGACCCCGUGCUGCGCAACGCCCUGCGCUACACCAUCAGCGCGCGCGAGUACCAGCUCCUGCACCACUUUCUGCUCUCGCGGGCCCCCGCCGUCAGGAAGCGCUCCCUCCACCCACGCCGCUACGAGGCCCUCUCCAACGGCCCAGACGACUACCGGGUCGCCGCCGUCCGCGCCUCGCUGCGUCUGGGCAUGGCCACCUUCGCCGGCCUGAAGACGUGGGAGCUGCUCAAGGCCAGGCUGCUGGCGCGAGGCCCCGCGGUCCAGAGCACACGACAGCCCGCAGCGCCCGUAGCCAAGUCGACAACCUCCACAAACGUCCGCCUGAGCAGCUCGCUCGCCCUCAUCCUCCUCUUCCACCGUCUGCUCCGCCGCUUCUUUGUCCGUCUGCGCGAAAGCGUCCUCGCCAACGACGCCCGCUCCUUCAGGAAGCGCAACCCACGCCUCUCGCGCGCGCUCACUUCGCCCAUGGCACCGGCCAUGGGCCCCAGCUUGGCCGGCUUCUUCCUGGCCGUCUACCCAGGAGACCAAGUGCGCAUCACCAUGGCCAUCUACUUCUUCACCAGAGCCCUCGAGUUCGGCUUCAACUUUCUCCAAGACCGCGGCUGCUUCAAGGACAGGCCCCCCUGGUUUGGCUCGUGGAUGUUGAUGCCCAUCGCCUGCGGACAACUGCUGCACGCAUUUGUCUUUGACCGGGACUGCUUCCCACAAAGCAUCGGGAACUCGAUCAUGGGCAACUCCCCACACUACAUACAGCAGAGGCCUGUCGAUGCGCCCGCCUCCCUUCCCUGGCCAGAUACCUACGCCAUUGUGGACGGACUGGCCGAGAUCGCAAAGCAGCGCUGGCCGCCCUUUGUCUCUCCCAUCCUCUUCCCCGCCCACGACACCCUCCCCAAGAGCCUUGCCGCCAUUUCGCCCAUCACCUCGCCUGCCCACCCAGCCAUCAGGUCGCUCUCGUGUGCUCUCCUCCACCCCCAUGACCCAUCUUGUCUGCGCACAUACAUGCAAUACUGGAUCCAAGCCUUCCCCAAAAUCGCCCGCUUCUUCACCCUCCUGUUCACCGCAAUGAGCCUCGCCCGCUACAAGUCUUUUCUCGCCGCCCCAUCGGCAGCGCUCAACAAACUGGCAAAGAGCAUUCUGCGCAUGUCGCUCUUCCUCUCCGGCGCUAUCGGUACGAGCUGGGGCUCCAUCUGUCUCUUCCAGACCCUCUUCCCGCCCAACUUCCUCCCUACUCAGCGAUGGUUCCUCGGUGGCUUCCUCGGCGGUCUCUGGGCCUUUCUUCAGCGCAAGGGCGGGAGAGGAAACUUCUUGUACUGCACACGCAUGUCCAUUGACUCGGCCUGGAAGGUGGGUGUCAAGAGGGGCUGGUGGAGGGGCGUUGCGAACGGGGAUGUGUUGCUGUUUGUGCUGAGCUUGGCUACCGUCAACGUACUCUACGAGAUUGCGCCGCGGUCGGUGAGCAGUGGCGUCGCGCGGAAGGCCUUGGGCGUGCUCAGAGGUGAAGGCUGGGUGGAUAGGGCGCUUUCCCCCAGGGAGGGAGCGAGUGACGACGACGUGGACGGUGUUCCGCCACGCACGGAUUCAUGA
Messenger RNA from Ascochyta rabiei, 1635 nucleotides. RefSeq lists its product as uncharacterized. The record is from RefSeq and is a predicted model, not a curated record. The transcript is spliced from 2 exons. Bases 1 to 1635 code for a protein of 544 amino acids. NCBI's taxonomy places the organism in Eukaryota, Fungi, Ascomycota, Dothideomycetes, Pleosporales, Didymellaceae.